Acanthochromis polyacanthus (spiny chromis) is the source of this 5872-nucleotide messenger RNA. It is a transcript of the gene dpp6a, whose product is annotated as dipeptidyl-peptidase 6a. Lineage: Eukaryota; Metazoa; Chordata; Actinopteri; Pomacentridae. Bases 474 to 3023 code for a protein of 849 amino acids. Gene Ontology annotation, molecular function: dipeptidyl-peptidase activity; serine-type peptidase activity. The record is from RefSeq and is a predicted model, not a curated record. The transcript has 26 exons. Gene Ontology annotation, biological process: proteolysis.
CUGAUAUGUGCUGAGUUAAAGGUGGCUUUGCGUCGUUGCGCAGCGCUUUGGCACGAGCUGCUUCUGAGUGGUAAAGGCAAAGACCUAUUAGUCCCUGAACGCUUAUCAGCGGUCACUUUCUUUUCUUCCACGAGGGAGGGAAAGGGAUAUCAACCAGCCGAGGCUCGUUUUUCCCAUCUUCGGCUCCGGGAAGCUCGAUUCAGCCUCCACUCGCUUGUUUUUUAUGCGUAAACUUGGAGAAGUGUGGAAACUGCGUCGCUGCAGGAUCGUGGAGACGCGAGCUGCCAGGCUGAAAGUACGUGAUUUGAAUCCUGAUUACAACCUGGAGUCCUGGAGUAAUUUCUCUCUUUUUUCCUGAACUAGAGCAGCAUCUGAUCGAAUGACUCCAUCCACUGCUUUCUAACUUUUUUUUUCGAUUGAGAUUUGCGCUUCUCCAAGUUAUUCUUUCCUCAUUUUUGACAAGUAGAGGCGACAUGGCGUCACUCUAUCAGAGAUUCACCGGCAAGAUCAACACAAACAAAUCGUUCCCAAACCCACCGGAGGCGAGUCAUCUCCUCGGGCAGAACGUGGAGGGGGACAGGCCGGUGGAUAACCAGCGACCCCGGCUUCAGCGCCCGUACCGGCGGCACUCCGAGGACGAGGAUGAGCUGGUGGGCAGCAACCCUCCGCAGAGGAACUGGAAGGGAAUAGCGAUCGCCCUUCUUGUCAUUCUGGUCAUCUGCUCGCUGAUCGUCACCUCCGUCAUCCUGUUGACACCAGGUGAAGACGACCGUCUGGCUCUCAAGGGCAAGGUGACAGUUGGAGACCUGUUUCGAAAAGACUUAAAGGUUCACAACCCCAACGCAAAGUGGAUAAGCAGUAAUGAGCUACUGUACCGGAACCGGGACGGCGACGUCGUCAAGUUCAACGUGGACACGAACGAGCAAACCGUCCUGGUGCAUAACAAGAAAUUUGAAAUGUACAAAGCCAGCAAGUACGAGGUGUCUCCUGACAUGAAGCAUGUCCUGCUGGCCUACAACGUUGCACCGGUGUACCAGUAUUCCUACACGGCCUUCUACAUCAUCUGCAGCCUGGAAACUCCGGAGACGUGGAACCUGAACCCUCCGGAGGUUCGAAAUGCUCAGCUACAGUAUGCAGGCUGGGGCCCGCAGGAUCAGCAGCUGAUCUUCAUUUUUGAGAACAACAUCUACUAUCGGUCCAAGGUGGAGAGCCGCUCCAUCCGUCUGGUGUCUACCGGCAAAGAGGGCGUCAUCUUCAACGGGCUCAGCGAUUGGUUGUACGAAGAGGAGAUUUUCCAGUCCCAUGUCGCCCAUUGGUGGUCUCCAGAUGGUGCCAGGUUGGCUUAUGCCACCAUCAACGACACUCUGGUGCCCAGGAUGGAGCUGCCGAUGUUUACAGGCUCACCCUACCCAAUGGGGAAGGACUACCAUUACCCAAAAGCUGGUGAGGAAAACCCAGUCAUCACUCUCUAUGUCGUGAACCUCAAUGGUCCUUUGCACACCAUCGAGAUGAGGAGACCUGAUGAUCCCAGAGUAGGUGAGUACUACGUGACCAUGGUGAAAUGGGCCACCACCACCAAACUGGCCAUCAACUGGCUGAACAGAGCACAGAACAUCUCUAUCCUCACGCUGUGCGAAGCCACAACAGGAGUCUGCACCAAAAAACACGAGGAUGAAAGCGAAGGGUGGCUUCACAGGCAGAAUGAGAAGCCUCUGUUCUCCAAAGAUGGGCUGAAGCUGUUCUUCACACGAGCCAUUCCUCAAGGCGGGCGAGGCAAAUUCUUCCACAUCUCCAUGUCCAUUUCCCAGCCCAACACCAGUACAGACACACUGCAGUCCAUCACAUCUGGAGACUGGGAUGUUACUCAGGUCCUGGCGUACAACGAGGACAGCCAGCUGAUAUACUUCCUGAGCACUGAGGAUGGUCCAAAACGAAGGCAUCUGUACAGUGCGGAUACAUUUGGGUCGUUCAACCGUCGCUGUCUGUCCUGCGCUUUGUCCGACAGCUGUGGCUACAUCGGCGGCUCCUUCAGCCACAACAUGAGCUACUUCCUGCUCAAGUGCCAAGGGCCGAAUAUCCCAUUCGUGGCCAUUUACAAGACGCAGAGAGAGCCAGAAAGCGAGACGCAGGACACAGAAAGUAUUGCAGAAGUGUAUAAAUUAGAGAGCAAUGAGAACCUGCAGCAGACUCUGGACUCCAUGCAGAUGCCCACAGUGGAGUAUAAAGAGAUCAACAUGGACGACUACACCCUGUCGCUACAAAUCCUGAAACCCGCCGGCUUCGUGGACACAGCCCACUACCCACUGCUCCUGCUUGUCGAUGGGACACCUGGUGGCCAGAUGGUGUCGGAGAAGUUCCACAUGGACUGGGCCACGGUCCUGGUGAGCAGCUUCGGCGCCAUCGUGGUGCGCUGCGACGGCCGAGGCAGCGGCUUCCAGGGAACCAACCUGCUGCACCGGAUCCAGAAGAAACUGGGCGUUUACGAGGAGCAGGACCAGAAGGAGGCGCUCAAUUUCAUUCUUAAAGAGCCCUACGUUGAUAAAACCAGAGUGGGAGCAUUUGGAAAGGUGUACGGAGGCUAUGUGACCAGUCUGUUGGUCAGCGGUGAGGAAUCUCCUGUAAAAUGUGGUGCUGUCCUCUCACCCAUCACUGAUUUUGAAUUAUACGCAUCUGCUUUUUCUGAGAGAUAUCUCGGACUGCCUAAACCUGACCCAAGGGCAUACACAAUGGCAAAUUUAGCACACAGGGCAUCCCAAUUCAUGGAUAAGAAGUUUCUUAUUAUCCAUCCGACAGCUGAUGAAAAAGUUCACUUCCAACAUACAGCCAAAUUUAUCGCCCAGCUCAUCAGCGAAAAGGCCAACUACACCUUACAGAUCUACCCAGAUGAAGGUCACUUCAUCCACAGCGACGCCACGAGGCAGCACCUCAGCCAGUCCCUGGUGAACUUCUUCGAGGAGUGCUUCAGGCUACCAGAGAGAGUGUUUGAGGAAGCUCUAGAAGAAGAAGUAGAAGAUGAGGGUUAGAUCUGGCCUUGUUGGGCUCUUCUUCUGCCCUAAAUCUUCCCCCCCAAACCCAUCCAAUCAUCUUACCUACCUUCCAUCCCGUUCAACACCGGCGUCCACAAUAUGCAACUCCCAUCUGUUUUCCGUCUGGGUCGACUCACUGCAUCCGGACUCCCCUGCAUCCCCCCCAACCUGAAACUGCCUUUCCAGCAGACGACAGAUCUACCCGUACAUCUUUUACCCACCUCACCCUUUGGAAUCCAAAAGUCCCUCCAGAGAGGCAACCAAGACUGAUGAUCUGACAUGAAGUUUUGGAAUACACUGACAGGAAGCGGUCUCCUUCAGCAGGAUGGACCAGCUCCUCAGAAGCAGUGGAGAGAAAGCAUCAGCUCUCACACAAACUUUUAAGCUGUGAGGGGAAGGAACGACCUUAUAGCACAUAACUUGUAUAUUGAAGAAAAUCAGACCCCUAGUGGAAAAAACGCUGACUGGCAGUGUUCAUAAUGGGCGUCUGGAAUAGUGCGGAUACAGGAAAUGUUACUAUUUUUAAAGUUGUGAAGAACUUUUCAUGUUGGACUGUGGUUGUGUCUAUUGUUCUUACAGUAUGUAAAAUAGCACACAAACAUUCACUCAGCUACUACAGAUAUAUUUUAUUUAGGUAUUCAUGUUUGCCCCCGACGUUGGUUUUAUCUCGUGGUUUCAUUUUGUGUGUUUCAGUGACGCUGACCGAACUCAGACUGGCAAAAGUGUUUUAAAGAAAAAGAAAAAUGCCAUGGGGUUUUCUUAUCGUUCAUCCAGACAGUUUUAUUGUGACGCGCCGCUUUUUAUCAAACUGUGUUCAAAAAGCAUUAACUUGUUUUAGUCACUGUGCCUUACUUUUGUCAGAAAAACCUCCAGCUGCGGGACUGCAUUUAUUUACCACAAUACAGCAGAUUUUUACUGAAUCGUUUGGUGUUUUGGGAAAUAUGCCUGUUUGCUUCUUUUUGCCAAGAGUUAGACAGAAAGAUUGAUACCACCUUUAUACACUAGAGUACCAAACAAAUGUCAGCCACAAUCCCUCAACCUUUGGGGUUCAGUUACAACCAAAAAAACACAACAACUGCAACCAUUAGUCCUCGCUAGCAUUGUAAAGUACAUUGAAUGGUCAUAAACACCGGCAGCAGAACAGCACAGACUCUCACAAUGAGCUGAAAUGAAGCAACUGCACAUAAAUUAGGUAAAUAACUUUGUUUUUACAGGCUUUGUUUCCCUGGGAAAGCAGCUGAACGCUCCAGGCUGCUCUUUUACUUUCAAUGAGGUGUGUGAGAGGUCGUCUGUUGUUUAGAAACGCAGAAAGGACGCGACAUGCGUUUGUGGUCAUGUCAGCUGCAAAAACAUGGAACAGAAAGCUCUCAUUACGACACACACAAGACGUAACUUCAUUCUCUGCUAAGGAGACCACAGCAAAUAGCAAAUUGAUCUUCAAAAUCUGUUUGACAUUCACCGUUAGCAUGCUAUCAAACCAAAAAAGAUCCAUUCCAAUACCCAUGCUACCACAUUUAGCAUGCUAGAAAAAGAUUUACUAGGCCCAAAAUACCAGACUAUCUCCCUACAUCUGCCAUAUGCAAGCCACAACGCUAUUCUGACCCACAAUCCUUUGCAGAUUACAAUCUAGCCUAUAUAUUUUGACAGAACAAGAUUUCCCGGAGGCCCCUGAGGAGCUAAUGAAAAGAUACCUUUUUUUAAAGCCAACCUAGCUAUCUCACCGUGCUUCCUAUCUUCAUGCUAUGCUAACCAUAUCCUGGCUGUAGGGUGGUAUCAAUAUCUGCACACAACUCUGCCAGGAACGUGACCAUAUUUCCCACAAUGCCUUGUGAACCAUUAAAAACUACUGUUUUAAGGCGAGACAUGGCAGAUUACAAACUAUUUUGAGCUUUUGGGCGGCCAUUUUGCUUACAUUUCUACUAUCACACUGGCGGAAAGUAAACGUCCAAAACACACAUUUAAUCGUUUCUGUAAUUUAUUGCAGUUUGUGCAUAUUUAAUUAAACAGAACAUAAUUUGUACAAUCAAACAAAAGCUCAGAAAAAUUGUAAUCCAAAAUAGAUCUGUCUUGACGUAAGCAAUCAGAUGGAGAGUUUCACGGUGAUAUCCGCUCCUGUAAUGUCUUGCAUUAAAGCUACAGCUUGAAACAGGUAAUGAAUUAAUAACUGAUGUAGUGUGAACGGCAAAUUGACUCAGAGAUCAUGAAGGGAUUUGGAAGAUUCACAGAAAAUCUAAACUACGGCAUGGUGAGGUAAAGCUAAAAUGUACAGAAUCUGCAUGUAUCAUUCCUUACAACUCAAAACGGUAGAUGAGGAAUAUCUAUAACCAAUACAGAAACUGUAAUAACCACGAUUUAAAAAGUGCACAGCCACUUUCUCCCAGCUUAAAACAGCAAACACUAGGGGUGAACAUAAGAAGCCAUUAGGAUUAAAGUUAUACCCUGGGAAGGUAUUUGUAUAUAACAAGAAAACGUAUUUUAUCACCCAAAACGAUAAGUUCUUGAGGCACACUUUUAAUUUAUCAUUUUUUAAAAUUUUAAUUUAUUACUUUUUUUGUUACUUUAUUUGAAUGGCCAUUUGUGUUACGCUUCCGUGCAUGUUCAGAGGUAAUUUGCAGCACUAUCCCCGAUAGCUCAGUUCGACAUGGUAAUUUUUUGACAUCUUGAAUGUUCCUUACUGGAUUGCAUUAAUUACAUUUCCAGUAGUAUUGUGAUUGAGAUCCCAGUCUCGUCAGCUUGAUGUGUAAAUGUUAUUCGAAUAUCAUUUUAUUCUAAAAAAAAAAAAAAAAAAGGAGAGAAAAAACGGUAUUACCUGAGUGUUAUUUGUGCAUAAAGCAUUUUGGAAGUUA